Molecule: messenger RNA, 1854 nt
Organism: Penicillium verhagenii
Lineage: Eukaryota; Fungi; Ascomycota; Eurotiomycetes; Eurotiales; Aspergillaceae
Product: F-box protein
Exons: 2
Coding region: 1-1854 (617 amino acids)
Molecular function (GO): protein binding
Source: RefSeq, a predicted model, not a curated record
AUGACCAUCAGCUCAGUAGUGGAAGACCCUCUCGCCCUUCUACCCCCCGAGAUCGUUCUGCGCAUUCUGGACUUCGCCCCGGUCUCGGCACUCGCGUCCCUCACAGCUUGUUCCUCCGCCUGGCACGAAUUUAUUGAUGUAACCCAUCAAGAAGCCAUUUAUAGCUCCGAAUCCAAGACCCUCCAUCCACCCGGCACAACGCGUGAUCUUUCAUUCUUGUCAUCCGCGGGAAGCUUUUCUAAAUCAUUCGAGGGAACCACAUCAUGGAAGGAUUUAUGCAAGCGCCAGACGCUUCUCGCCUGCAACUGGGCCGAUUCCUCUCCCAUCACCCAAGAGUCUGUGCUGCAGGUCGGCAAUGAUCCGAUUUGGCGCUUUCGUCCCGAUUUCAAACGUCGGUUUUUCGUCUCCACCUCCCAUGCUGGUGGUUUGAAUGUCACGGAUAUGGAUAGCGGUUGUAUCUUAUGGCGCCUGCCCUCUUCAGAAACCCAGCACGAGAAAUCCGUCCGCCCGUACGCUCAUCUUGAGUACCAGGAUGGAAUGGCCGUUUUCGAUCGAGAGGGCGAUGCUGUUGAGGUCUGGCAGGCUGAUAUCGAUGGGGCACCACGUGGGGAGUUCCGACGCAUCGCGAUCUUGAAUCAUGACUGCCAGACUAGAGGCUUCCAGUUAUCAUAUGAUACGCUCUGCGUCGUCUCAAAUGAAGGGCAAGGCUUUGUCUAUGACAUGAAGCAGCGACCUCCUCAGUUGACCACGCACAUGAAGAUCGAACGUAACGCCAUUGGUCACUUAGAUCAAAGUGAAGAUGUGGUCAUCUACUCCGUGGGAGAACAGGGCUAUCAUAUCUACGAGAAGGCGUCUGGUAAAUAUUUGGGUGCCUUGCAUCCAUCGCACGGUCCAAACAGAUAUCAUAUUCGCUCACCUCCCGCGAGUUCCCGUUCCGCAAGUGCGGCAUUGGCGGGAGCUGCCCGACACGGUCCAACCCACCGUAUCUUGCCUUCCGGACCACCUCGCAAAGAUUGUCUGACGCCACUCGAGAUCAAAAAGGGGCAUCUUUCCCCGCCACCGAGUGACCCGGACCACGUUUGGCAUGGACCAGAUGAGUGGGGAGCGGGCAUGCUGGACGGCGAUCUCUUUGUUGGCUUUUCUCGAGCUGGUCGCGUAUUUAUUUGCUCUGACUGGCGAAAGGCAAUCCAGGAUGAAGAUUCAUUCAUCGAGAACACCUCCACUAUUGAAUGUGAAUCAGACGGUUCUAGCUUUGAUUUAGGUGGCUGGUUAUCCGUGCGCAAUCACCGUGUCAUGUUCGAAAUCCAGGACCGGGUAUACGUUGUGGCACUUGACGAUCGCAACAAGAUUCCCACGGAAAACCCGCCUUCACGCGCCUCGUACGCCUUACUCACCAGCUCCGCGCCUCAGCUUGCUGUACCUGUCAGCUUUAUGACACUGUGCGAUGAUGCUAUCAUGACCACUUACACGACCCUUGGCUGGCGUCAGACCAUCUCCGACAUCCCUGGUCAGGCUACCCAGCAACAACAUGAAAACCCCGCUCGCAUCUUCCCAACCAAAGCUAUCCGGAUUGUCAGCCUAAGCCCCAACAUCUCCAGCAAUCCUACCUCUCCGUCAAACACCUCGCCUGAACGACCAACAGGUAUUGGCAAUGAAACAGACACACAUCCGCAUCCUGAUGACCUUUGGCGCUCCCAAGCUGGCCUGUUAGAAUUGAUCCAUAUGCUACGGGAUGAGUUCGAGGAUGAUGAUGACGAGCCGGAUCCUGCACUGGCAGCUGCACUAGCCAGAGACCAGGUCGAUGCAGAAUGGGAGGAUGUUGAUGAAGACUUCGAUGAUGCAGAAGAUGAUUAA